UCUCUCUGCUCGGUUGCUGGAUGACAGGCGGCGGCGGCGGAUCUCUCACAGAUCGCAUCGUUUAUGCGGUCGGACCGGGAGUUUUUCUUUCUUUCUUUCCCUUUUCCUCCCUUUUUUCCUGGUUUUCCUUCGCCUCAGGUGCGCUGUGCUCUCCUGUCUCCGGGAGGGAGGACUCGGAUCUCAGCAUGGGGUCAACAUCACCUCCAGCAGCUGCGCACCUGCGCUGGAUAACCAAGAGAGAAAAUAAUUAAAGAAAACACAACUCAGCGGGGUUGAUCGAUUUCCAAUCACGGGGAAAGUUUUUCUUUAGAAAGCCAACGUGACGUUUAUCUAGCAGGGUGUGGAAUGGAGAUCCUAACUUUCCUGCUGUCGGGUCUUGCGCUGCUGUUGUUCGGAGGGGAUAUUUUCACCAGGGCCAUGCUGAGUGACAUUGGGGACUAUGUAGGUACAGACAUUGAAAUAUCCUGGUUACCUAACCUGGAUGAUUUAAUGAAGGGCUAUGCCAGAAAUUUUCGCCCUGGGAUAGGAGGUCCACCAGUGAAUGUCGCCAUGGCCAUUGAGGUGGCCAGCAUUGACCACAUCUCUGAAGCCAACAUGGAAUACACCAUGACCGUGUUCUUGCGGCAGAGCUGGCACGAUGACCGCCUGUCCUACAACCACACCAACAAGACGCUCGGGCUGGACAGUCGCUUUGUGGACAAGCUGUGGCUGCCCGACACCUUCAUUGUCAACGCCAAGUCAGCUUGGUUUCACGACGUGACCGUGGAGAACAAGCUGAUCCGCCUGCAGCCCAACGGGGUCAUUCUGUACAGCAGCCGAAUCACUUCGACGGCGGCGUGCGACAUGGACCUAACCAAAUAUCCCAUGGACGAACAGGAGUGCAUGCUGGACUUGGAAAGCUAUGGCUACUCAUCAGAGGACAUUGUUUACCACUGGUCGGACAGUCAAAAGCACAUCCAUGGACUGGACAAACUGGAGCUCUCCCAGUUCACCAUCACUGACUACCGCUUUGUCACAGAGAUGCUGAAUUUCAAGUCUGCGGGGCGAUUUCCGAGGCUCAGUCUCCGCUUCCAGCUGAGACGUAAUAGAGGCGUGUACAUCAUCCAGUCAUAUAUGCCUUCCAUACUGCUGGUGGCCAUGUCUUGGGUGUCCUUUUGGAUCAGCCAGUCAGCAGUCCCUGCUCGUGUAACCUUAGGGAUCACGACUGUUCUCACCAUGACCACCCUGAUGGUGAGCGCCCGCUCCUCCCUGCCACGAGCGUCGGCCAUCAAGGCUUUGGACGUCUACUUCUGGAUCUGUUAUGUGUUUGUGUUCGCCGCCCUCAUCGAGUACGCCUUCGCUCACUACAACGCUGACUACCGACUGAAAGAGAAGGCCAAGGUGAAGGCCAACAAGCUCAGCUCGGAGUCUAUUGUAAAGAACGGCAAACAGGCAAUGGUUCUGUUUUCCCUGUCGGUCACCGGCAUGAAUCAGGGUGUGGUUAUUUCUAACCGCCAGGGCCGGCCCCAGCGAUCUGGCAGCGAAAUUCCCGGAGAGGGGGCUGCGGAAGAGCCCGAGCCGAGGAGGAGAAGGUCCAGGCCGGCGGAGGAGAACGAGGAGAAGAAGAAGAAGUGCUGCUCCAAGUGCGUCUGCAAGCCCAUCGACGCCGACACCAUCGACAUCUACGCCCGGGCCGUGUUCCCCUUCACCUUCGCCGUGGUGAACGUGAUCUACUGGGUGGCGUACACCAUGUGAAGAGAAGAGGAGGCAGCGGGCCUGAGGGAAUGGCUGCUGUCCAGAGCUGUACAUAAAAACCAACAAAAACUGCUGGAGUCGAGCCACCACGAUGCUGGCAGACUUGUGCAGCUGAACACUGCGGGCUUCGGCAAGAAAAAAACUUCAGGAAACAACAAAGUAUAUAACAGCCUGUGCAUAUGAAACCAUGUUAAUUACUGAAAGUUGCAAAGCAUUAAGAGGACUUAAAUAUAUUAAAAUGCAGACAGUUGUACUGUAUAAAGGAACAAAAGACUGCAUUGCUCAUCUGAGGUUUAUAUUCACAGUAAAUAAAGGUUAGAACAGGCCACCUCCAUAUGAGAACAACCUAAACACGGAACAGUGAAGCAUUUGAAGCGACCUUUAAACAAAUAAUCAUAGUGACCCCCCCUGGACACCCCCCAGACGUGACUGAUGGGGUGAGGUGUGCCCUUAUUCUGCAUGGCUGAUAACACAUUCGCCCUCUUCCCCUGUUUUCUAUGUCCUUUGGUCCUCCACCCAUUUUUUUUUUAAAGUCCAUUUUCAUCUUCAGGACACCAUCUGGAGUGUCUUAUCUCCUCUCGCCAGUUCUGCCUGUUUCCUCAUCAUUAAAGGACUUCCUCCACUACCUGAGUU
Cololabis saira (Pacific saury) is the source of this 2367-nucleotide messenger RNA. It is a transcript of the gene gabrd, whose product is annotated as gamma-aminobutyric acid type A receptor subunit delta. The record is from RefSeq and is a predicted model, not a curated record. Gene Ontology annotation, biological process: monoatomic ion transmembrane transport; signal transduction; chemical synaptic transmission. Gene Ontology annotation, molecular function: extracellular ligand-gated monoatomic ion channel activity; GABA-A receptor activity; neurotransmitter receptor activity. Gene Ontology annotation, cellular component: membrane; GABA-A receptor complex; synapse. The transcript has 9 exons. Bases 346 to 1734 code for a protein of 462 amino acids. Lineage: Eukaryota; Metazoa; Chordata; Actinopteri; Beloniformes; Belonidae.